Molecule: messenger RNA, 1581 nt
Organism: Stereum hirsutum FP-91666 SS1
Lineage: Eukaryota; Fungi; Basidiomycota; Agaricomycetes; Russulales; Stereaceae
Exons: 10
Coding region: 80-1201 (373 amino acids)
Source: RefSeq, a predicted model, not a curated record
AUCCCUGUCCUCACCCUACACAAUCACUACCUGCGCGAAGGCUCCAGAUUAUAUACCACAGCAUCGACUUCAAAUUGUCAUGUCUUCACGGGAACCAAUGUGGUACUGCCACGAAUGUCGAGCAGAAAUGAGGCCCCUUAUGGUCCCAGAUCCCCAUUGUGCUUCAUGCAAUGGUACAUUCGUCGAGAAGAUUGAAGGAGAGGCAGAUGACCCUCGCGUUUUUGCUGACUCUGGUCCUUCUGGAAUAGAGAAUCUCUUCGGGAGCCUUGCUCAGCUCAUAGGUGGUGGCCGAGCUUCGCGAACACAAUCUACGCCUAGAUUAAACCCAACAGUACCUCUUGCUGCCCAAGCUGACGGCGGCAGAUCCUUUACCACAACUAGCCUUACUGGCACACGAACCUUUGUAUUCGGUGGUCCAUCAACUCUUGAAGGCGGGGGCCGCACAUUGAGAGUCAACCGACGUGAUUCCGACGACAACACGCCGUCGAUUGCUGGCCCUCUGAUGGCUCAAUAUUUGAUGACUCUGCUAGCAUCGAGAGGAAUGGCUGGACAAGCUGAUCUAUUCGGCCCCGCCGGUCUCAAUUUCAUGAUGGGUGGAGGCGUAGGCGCAGAGAAUGGGCGAUGGGGAGACUAUGUAUUCAACCAGGAGGCUUUGGAUGAAAUCAUCUCACAGAUUAUGGAGAACUCCAAUUCAUCCCAUCCCGUUCCUGCUACCGAGGAAGUUAUGGAGAAACUGGACCGCUCAGUCCUCGAAGAGGGAUCCCCACUCUUAGAACGUGACUGUGCUGUGUGUAAAGAUCAAUUCUCACUCACUACUGAGGAUCCCGAGGAGCAGGUCGUCGUCACCCUACCUUGUCAUCACCCGUUCCAUGAAGGAUGUAUCACUCCCUGGCUCAAAUCCAGCGCCACGUGUCCCGUCUGCCGACAUCAGCUUGUACCACAACCAGAGCAUCAUUCGAAUGGCCCUCGUCCGCCUAAUGAUGGUCCUGGGUCGCCCCAUGGACGCACCGGUUCCGGAAGUUCUCCCGCUAACGGCAGUGCUGGUGGUAGUGGCGCCGGUGGUGGAGGUGUCUUAAGCAGCUUUUUCAAUAUGGUCAGCGGUGGUAGCACUGGGAACAGCAGCGGUAGCGGCUCUUCGCAUCCAUCCUCCUCGCACUCCAACGAGCAACCGAGAGAUCCUCCUGGAGGGUGGCGAGACUGAGUUUGAGAGUAUUGUCGAGUAACUGCAGACAGGAAUAUCUAAAGGGAAGUCAUGGGAGCAGUUGCUCGGUAUUCUGUAGCUUCUUUCCGUUGGAUGUAUAAUCUGGUAUGAAUUGGAGGUCAGUACUCUAUCUUUCACGUAGACUGGGCAUGCCCCCCUCGAUUUUUUUCUUCAUCUCCGUUGCAAUAUUUUCUUUUGAGGCAUAAUUCUCUUCUGUUCUUUGUUGUACUAGCUUUCGAUCUUAACAUUAUUUGACGAGGAAGGACAUUCGUUCGACUUGCAGGCCCUCUUGAGUUCGUGAUGCAAGACAGUAUAAUUCAUAGCUUUCGAUGUAUAACGUGAAGCCUCGACAUGAUAUACACGAGAUCCACUACUGCCCC